Musa acuminata AAA Group (dessert banana) is the source of this 1073-nucleotide messenger RNA. RefSeq lists its product as uncharacterized. Gene Ontology annotation, cellular component: cytoplasm. NCBI's taxonomy places the organism in Eukaryota, Viridiplantae, Streptophyta, Magnoliopsida, Zingiberales, Musaceae. The transcript has 6 exons. Bases 47 to 904 code for a protein of 285 amino acids. The record is from RefSeq and is a predicted model, not a curated record. Gene Ontology annotation, molecular function: oxidoreductase activity.
GGAAGUAAAUGGGCAAUUGAGGAAUUGGGAGAAUUGGAGGAUUGCUAUGUGCCUUUCAGUUUUAUCUUCGUCGUCCAUGAUGAGAUCAAUGAGAAGGGGUUUCUUCUGCAGCAGCGCUACGCUCAGGUGGGAAGGUGGGGUUUCCAUGGUGCAGGGCGCUUCAAGGGGAAUCGGCCUUGAAUUCGUUAGGCAACUAUUGGAAAAGAAUGAUAAAGGACAUGUCAUUGCAACCUGUCGGAAUCCUGAUGGAGCAACAGGCCUUCUUGACUUGAAAAAGAAAUUUAUGGAACGUCUUAAUUUAUUGCAAUUGGAUGUAACAAAGGAAAGCACCAUAGAGGCAGCAGCAACCUCUGUAAGAGAAAGCUAUGGCAGUCUGAACCUGCUGAUUAAUGCGUCUGGCAUUCUUUCAAUACCAGAUGUACUACAACCAGAAACAACAUUAACUAAAGUAGAAAAGUCAUCUCUGCUUCUUGCAUAUGAAGUUAAUGCUAUUGGUCCUAUUUUAGUGAUCAAGCACAUGUGGCCACUGUUGAAGGUUGGAGGUGGCUCUGGAACUGAAAGAAAACAUGCUGUUGUUGCAAGUUUAAGUGCUAGAGUGGGCUCAAUUGGAGAUAAUGGAUUGGGAGGAUGGCAUUCUUAUCGAGCUUCUAAAACAGCAUUAAAUCAAUUGACAAAGACUAUAUCAGUGGAAUUUGCUCGGAAGAAAGAUCCAAUCGUUUGCAUCCUGUUGCAUCCAGGAACCGUGGACACAGACCUUUCCCGGCCAUUCCAAAGAAAUGUCCCAAAGGGUAAACUCUUCACAAAAGAGUUCUCCAUCCAAAAUCUACUGAGCAUCAUAGACAAUGCUAAAAGCAGCGACAACGGGAAGUUUUUCGCAUGGGAUGGUCAGGAGAUUCCCUGGUAGAUUGGUCCCCGUUGUAAUUAAUGAUCUCAGUCUCCCUCUAACGAACUUGACAUAUAUCCUUUUUUCUCAAUGAUCAAUUGUUGUAUUCAAUCUUCCAAGUGUUGCUUACAACUUGUUUCUGUUAGCCGAUGACAAGAAAUCAAUAACUGACUGAUUGUGUUCUUGAUCA